Messenger RNA from Seminavis robusta, 321 nucleotides. NCBI's taxonomy places the organism in Eukaryota, Bacillariophyta, Bacillariophyceae, Naviculales, Naviculaceae. The record is from the annotation of a GenBank genome assembly.
AUGGACGACGCUGCAAAGGACGCGUACAUCGCCAAGUUGGAAACUGGGAUGAAAGCAACGGUGGGUCUCAUUGCAGGUGCUACCGGCAGCAAGAGCGCCGCGAGUGAAGCUGCGUUCAUGCAGUGGCGCCGUACUUUCCCGUUGGGAGUGUUGGGCCCCGAGGACCGAGCGGCAAUGCGUUCAUUGCUGUCCAUCUCGGGCAGGGAGUUUCAUCGGCUGGAAGCCAAGUUCAAGGGCAGAACCCCCCAACUCGGCGUUGCCAGGAUUUGGCGACGCCAGCCAAUGGUGACACCCAAAAAGUGGUCGCCAAGCACUGGCUGA